This is a messenger RNA of Sodiomyces alkalinus F11, 574 nucleotides long. Its product is annotated as 60S ribosomal protein L14-B. The record is from RefSeq and is a predicted model, not a curated record. NCBI's taxonomy places the organism in Eukaryota, Fungi, Ascomycota, Sordariomycetes, Glomerellales, Plectosphaerellaceae. Gene Ontology annotation, molecular function: RNA binding; structural constituent of ribosome. Bases 115 to 558 code for a protein of 147 amino acids. The transcript has 3 exons. Gene Ontology annotation, biological process: translation; ribosomal large subunit biogenesis. Gene Ontology annotation, cellular component: cytosolic large ribosomal subunit; ribosome.
CACAAGUUACACCUGCCAAAAAGUUGUCGAUUGGUGUGCAGCUCCUCAAGCCCAAGUCCCCGACAAUCAACACACACCACCAAGCACUUGAUCGUCUUCGGAUCGACAAUAAAAAUGGGUGACGCUACCAUCGAGGGAUCCCAGUGGCGCCUGGUUGAGGUCGGCCGCGUCGUCCUCAUCCAGGACGGCCACCCAUGCGCCGGUCGUCUGGCCGCCAUCGUCGAGAUCAUCGACCACAAGCGCGUCCUGGUCGAGGGCCCCUCCUCAAACCCCGAUCUCGUCGUUCCCCGUCAAUCGCUUCCCCUCGCCUCUGCCCUCCUCUCCUCCCUCGUUGUCGACAGACUUCCCCGUGGCGUCCGCCAUGCAGCCCUCAAGAAGUUCUGGCAGGAGGCCAACAUCGACGAGAAGUGGAAGCAGACCAACUGGUACAAGCGCCGGACUCAGAUCGAGCGGAGGAAGAACCUUACCGACUUCGACCGCUUCAAGGUGAUGCGCCUCAAGAAGCAGCGCCGCUUCGCCGAACGCACCGAGCUGGCUAAGAUCAAGGCCUCGGCGUAAAGAAAACAAAAAGGGA